Molecule: messenger RNA, 1668 nt
Organism: Zingiber officinale
Lineage: Eukaryota; Viridiplantae; Streptophyta; Magnoliopsida; Zingiberales; Zingiberaceae
Product: desmethyl-deoxy-podophyllotoxin synthase-like
Exons: 3
Coding region: 23-1525 (500 amino acids)
Molecular function (GO): iron ion binding; heme binding; oxidoreductase activity, acting on paired donors, with incorporation or reduction of molecular oxygen
Source: RefSeq, a predicted model, not a curated record
CAAACACAAACAGAGUUGAGUAAUGGCAAUGGAUCUCUCUAUCACUUCCUUCCUCAGUUCUUCCUUACUGCUCCUCCUCCUCCUUCUCCUCAAGCUCAGGAACAAGCAGCGUGGCAGCAGCCUGCUUCCUCCCGGACCACGGCCGCUGCCCGUCAUCGGAAGCAUGCACCUCGUUGGAGAAUUGCCGCAAAAAUCCAUGGCCGCCCUGGCCAAGCAAUACGGCCCGGUGAUGCACCUAAAGCUGGGGGAGAUCUCCACCGUGGUGGUCUCCUCCCCGGAAUCGGCAGCCGAGGUGACCAAGACCCGCGAUGCCGUCUUCGCGAACCGGCCGGCGUCGCUGGCCUACAAGAUCCUUUCCUUCGGAGGCAAGGGCGUGCUGUUCACUCCCUACGGCUCCAACUCGCGCGAGCUCCGCAAGAUGAGCACCAUGUCCCUCCUCAGCGCCAAGCAAGUGCGGUUCUUCCGCUCCAUCCGCGAGCAGGAGACCGUGAACAUGCUCCGUUCUGUCGCAAGCGAAGCCAGCGGUUCCAUCGUGAACCUGAGCACCCAGAUCAUGCGGCUCACCAACGACAUAACCGCCCGCGCCCUGAUCGGAGGCAAGUGCAGGUAUCAAACGGAGUUCUUGGCGUUGGUGGAUGAGUCCAUCGAGGAGAUGAGCGGAUUCAGCUUGGUCGACUCAUUUCCGUCCUGGGCAGGGCUCAUCGGCUCCCUCAACGGCGUUCGACGCAAACUGACGAGGUUGCUCGCCCAAAUUGAUCUCAUAAUCGGCAGCAUUUUGGAUGAGCACCGGGCGGCGUGGGAGCUGAGCGGUGAGAAAGAAGAGAAAGACUUGAUCGAUGUGAUGCUGAGAAUCCAACACGAAGAAAGCCUUCCGUUUUCUCUAACAGAUGAGUUCAUCAUUGCUAUCGCCAUGGAUCUGUUCGUCGCCGGAAGCGACACCUCCAGCACCACUCUGCAAUGGAUCAUGUCGGAGCUCAUCCGGAACCCGGCCGUGAUGAAGCGAGCCCAACAAGAAGUGCGAGAAACCUUCGGCGGCGACGGGAAGCCGGCGGAGGAGGAUGUGGGUAAACUGAGCUACCUGAAGCUGGUGAUCAAGGAGACCCUGCGGCUCCACCCUCCGGCGCCGUUUCUCAUCCGCAUCUGCCUCGAACCAACCGAGCUGCUCGGCUACCAGAUCCCAGCCAACACUCGGGUGCUGGUCAACGCGUGGGCCAUCGCGAGGGACCCUGCAGUAUGGGGCGAUGACGCCGAGGAAUUCCGGCCGGAGAGGUUCGAGGGGAGCGCAGUGGACUACAAGGGAACUCACUUCGAGCUGUUGCCGUUCGGAUCGGGGAGGAAGAUGUGCGCCGGGAUGGGAUUCGGGGUGGCCACCGUCGAGUUCCCUCUCGCUUGCCUCCUCUACUACUUCGAUUGGAAGUUGCCGGAGAAAGAGAUCGAACUGGAUAUGAGGGAGACGUUCAAGUUAACGUCAAAAAGGAAGACGGAUCUCUGUCUACGUGCUGUUCCUCGUCUUCCCCUGCCCUAAUACAUACGUAUAUCAUUCCCUUAAAUAUAAAUUGUAGCGUGUUUGCUUAGAGCAUCCACGGUGGCUAGACCAGUUGAGAGCUCUUUCGUUGUCUGUGCCACAUCAAAAUUAAAAAUCUCAUAUCUUCUUCUACUAUCAAAAAA